CGCGCGUCAAAAAACCCGCGAUCUCGAACUUUUUCUUAGUGAAACAAGUCACCACUGACAUUCACUGCAUCGAUUGAUUUACACAGCAGUGUGUUCAUCCAUUGUGGGUGAAACCAAUUUCCACCGUGUUGUCCGAAGAAUGAAUCUGCUGCCCACCCUCGUGGUGGUGGUGGCCGUAGGUUUGGUGAACCUCAUCUCCGCGCAAGACUGCAAUGCCCAAGAGGACGAAUACGGGCAGGGCAUCGUGAUCUACAGCCAGGACCAGCUGGAUGCCUUGACGCGCAACUGCACCAGGUUGUACGGGGACUUGGUGGUGGGCUCCAAUUACACGGGCUCGUUUAUCAUGCACAACCUGACCAAUCUCACCUCGAGUAUCUCCGUGCUCAACAGCACGACCGGUCUGACGUCGCUUGAAGCCCCGGACCUCGUGACCAUCUAUGGCGCGGAGUUCACCUACCCUUCGUCCCUCCAGUCAAUCUCGCUGCCGCGGCUAGAGACGGCGGUUUUCAUCACCAUUGAGGGCCGCAGCCCGAUCACCGUGUCGAUCCCGAAUCUGCGCAAUGUGAGCUACCUGGACCUGUCCGGGAGCAGUAUCAAUGCCAAUCUCUCCAGCCUGGAGCAGAUCACGACGGGCUCGUCGAUCUGCGGCGAGGCCGGCUGCGACAAGCGGUCGAGUUCGCAGAUGCACAUCGACCUGCCCGCGCUGCGGGGGGCGGCCAGCCUCUCGGUGGGCGGGAAUAUCUCCAGUCUGUCUUUACCCGUGCUCGCCUCCGCCGGCAACAUCAGCCAAGCGCAAACCACCGGCUACGGCGACUACAGCGCCGGCCUGGCCGUGCACUCGUCGCAACUCCUCAACUUCUCCGUGCCCGCCCUGAACUUCCUCAACGGGACCCUCUCGCUGCGUGGCGCAUUCGACAGUAUAUCGGCCCCAUCUCUGAAAAACGCAACCGGCGACAUCGCACUCGAAGCCUGGUACCCGCUAGCAGUUAAUCUGUCGUCGCUGCAGGUCGCUGACGACAUCACUCUCAUCGGCGCCAUCAGCAGCACGGACUUCUCCUCCUUAAAACAAGUCAACAAGUUCUCCGUCGACAGCACGCGCCACCUGAACUGCGACAAAGUCCUCCCAUCCAACGCAAGCUUCGUGCACGCGCACUGCAACUCAGCGCCGCAGAAGAAGUCCGCGCUGGCCCGGAACAUUGGGAUCGGCGUGGGCGUGGGCCUCGGCGCCUCGAUGCUGCUGGCCGUGGCCGGGAUCUGCAUCUACCGUCGGCGACAGAAGCGGACGAAGAAGCGCAAGGACAAGCAGGCUGUCGGGGCCGGGGCGGGCGAGGAGAGCACGCAUGAGCUGCAGCCGGUCGGUCGCGAGGGCGAGGAGGGCCAGGGCCAGAGCCGAGACGGCAGUGAGCGAGCGGGAGAGCAAGCCCCUACUACCGCUGCUACUCAACCGUCAGCCGCCGGGGUACCAGCCGAGCCUCCGCCGCCUUAUUCGCGGUACUGACCGCCGUCUGCAUCCAUCCAGCAUUCGAUUCUGUUUAUAGACUUCCUUUUAAUCACUGUACAUACUACCACUUACAUACUAC
This is a messenger RNA of Aspergillus homomorphus CBS 101889, 1580 nucleotides long. RefSeq lists its product as uncharacterized. Lineage: Eukaryota; Fungi; Ascomycota; Eurotiomycetes; Eurotiales; Aspergillaceae. The transcript is spliced from 6 exons. The record is from RefSeq and is a predicted model, not a curated record. Bases 140 to 1498 code for a protein of 452 amino acids.